ACCAUUAUGGUUCAGUCAUGAUCUCGCAUCGUCGCAUUAAACGUUAAUUUGUUUAGUUUUUUUUUUCUAAAUUAUUUCGAGAAUUUAUUUUGUUUUUGACGCGCCGUCCCACUGUGUUUAUUUCAAGUUGGUUUAUCGGUUUUUUAAUUUUUUUUUUAAAUUUUGGCUCGUGUAUCGUCAAGUUUCAUAAAUUCUUCUUGAUCUAUAAAGAAACCAUGUUGAAACCCUAAUACGAGAUCGCGGCAUGGCUCUAUUAAACUACACGUCGCCCUUCACGGCCACCCCCAGCCCCCUAACCCACUACUAUCAGCCGCAACCGCCUCCCACGCAUCAGCUGCCGCCCUAUCAAGUGCCGCCCCGCACUUCGUACUCCUACCCGCCGCCCCAGAAGCCGUUUCUCAGCGAGGAUUAUGCGCAUCAACGGUCGCCCUACGGACCGUAUCAGCCGCCCCAAAAUCAACAACAACAACAACAAGAAAAUGUGCAGUUUACGCGAGUGACGGACGACGGGGCGAAAACGAAAGUGCACGCGGUGAUUGAUUAUGAUUAUGACGAUGACGAGGAGGAGUUGGGCGGCGCGGUGCCGCCCCCGGUGACCCCCAUUCAGGGGCCGAUUUUUAUUAAGAACGGUUCGGUGCCGGUGGUGCCCUUGUACUCGCAUCCCGUGUUGAAUAAUGGGAGUUUUGUUCAGAUUCCGAUCUUAUGGACAGCCUUAUCAGUAGCUUUAGGUUUAGAAUUAAAAGGUGAAUACAUCCGUGGAGUUCCUUGUAUAAAGCGCCAUCAGCAACUGUUCUGCCCUAAGGCAGGAAACUCAUACCCUUUAGAUAGGAUAGAGCUGUUCAUAGACGAAAACAAAGCAUUAAUGAAACGAAUGUACGGGGAGUUCACUGUGCCGGACUUAGAAGACGGUCCACCAUCGGUGGGUACGAAACAGAAACGUUCAAUAAAACCGGGGGUGCCCGAUUUGCACUUCGAACCGGGGCCAAACCCCGAAUCCGCCACAGAGAAGUCUCACAAGAGGAAAACGCGACAGAACUUUAAAAAUAUGAACUUUAAUAUUGGGAAAAAUAACGAAAGUGGCCGGGUGGACGCGUGCGAGAGCAAACUGGAAAUUGUCACACCCUAUUGGGCUUCCAAUUCAGCCGGGAAGGUCAGGGCCAUUGUGAAUACUCAGCACUUCGAGCAGGCGAUACACCAAGAAGUUUGUGCAAAUACUUCGACAAAAAGAUGCACUGGAGACUGCGGGUGCGAGCAGAAGUACAAGUGGCAUCGUCUGCUCGCUUACGAUCCAGACAACGACUGUAAGGGCAUUUUCAUGGAUUGGUUCCUAUUUCCGUCUUGCUGCGUCUGUCGGUGUAACCCGUGACGUCACUGACCAAAAACAGGCGCCAUCUGUUGUUAGCGCGGAACGUAUAUGUACAUCUACAUAGAUUUCUGGCCUCCGAAGUUUCAAAUAUUAAAAAAUUUUAAUGGUGCAAUGUGUAAACGUCUGUGAUUUUUAAGACAUUUUGUACCAUCUAACUUAACUUUUUUUUAACAAUCGGCAACGUCGUCACGUGCUCUUGUCAACUGUCGAUCCUGUGACGUUUGACACAAGUGACAGAUUGAAUCAAUCAACUGUUUUUUAAUAUAUUUUAAAAGUAGAGAACAUGUGAUAAAUAUUAAUCCCUAGAAUGUAAUAAUUAUUGUAAGUGACGACUCAAUUAAUUUAAUUUUUGAAGAUUUAAAGAAUGAACACUUAGGACCGCCCUGUAGCCGUACAGCCGUCUAACCGGUCCACUUUUACCGCUAAAAGAAAGCCAAUUUAAAUGUAUAUUAAGUUACCAUUUAGUGAAAUUUCUAUAUAAAGUUAAUUUAAUGUUAAUAUAAACGUAAUUCGUUGUGCAAUAAUCUCCGUUUUGUAUAUUAUGUCGCAUCGUAGUUUUAGGUUGAAAAAAAACUGCUGCCAUCUGAUUUUUUCGUAAUUUUAAUAUUGUAAUAAAUUAUUUUGCAUAA
Molecule: messenger RNA, 1995 nt
Organism: Anthonomus grandis grandis
Lineage: Eukaryota; Metazoa; Arthropoda; Insecta; Coleoptera; Curculionidae
Gene: spz3
Product: protein spaetzle 3
Exons: 6
Coding region: 245-1366 (373 amino acids)
Biological process (GO): innate immune response; regulation of Toll signaling pathway; central nervous system formation
Cellular component (GO): extracellular region
Molecular function (GO): Toll binding; growth factor activity
Source: RefSeq, a predicted model, not a curated record